Periconia digitata is the source of this 1758-nucleotide messenger RNA. NCBI's taxonomy places the organism in Eukaryota, Fungi, Ascomycota, Dothideomycetes, Pleosporales, Periconiaceae. The record is from the annotation of a GenBank genome assembly.
CACAUACUUGAGUCACUGACGUUGUUUGGUACUGUCGGCCGAUAAUGUACAGGACAAAGUAUUUAACUCCAUCGCCCCCCGUCUUCCCUUCUGAUUCUUCACCCUCCCGGGACUUUUCUUCAUAAUAGCUUUCAGCACACACUAUCAAUAAUCGAAACACUCGCUGUGUCCAGUCUAACGCCAUUUGCGCUUACUGGUUCACCACUGUAGAUCAAUCACUACACUGCUCGGUCGGAUGGUGCCCAUCACUCACUGCCCAAAACGACCUACAUCAACCGACAUUGUCGGUUCUCACGCAUCCUUCAAGGAUCAUUGUUCCCGCCAGUCUAAUGCCAUUUGCGCUUACUGGUAGCACUAUCCCGUCGAUCAGAUCUGGCGCCCUGAUUGGCCCAUCUCUCCACAAAGCAAAUUACUGUAUACGGCUAGCCUAUGCCCUUUGCCCUACGCAUCUCAGGCCGCAGCCAACUAUUGUCUCCACAAUCACAACUGCAACCACCUCUUUCCUCUUUCAUCAUGGCUGUACACAGCGGAUCUUCCGCUCCGCCCUCGAUACCUGGCUUUCUCCUCAGUGCUCAGGACUCAGAAUCGCUUAAGCGAGACGUUGCCCAGCUCCUUGAGCGCGACAACAUACGAUUUCCUGGCGCCCAACCAGUAUCGUUUGCGCGCAAGCACCUCGCCGAGAUCCAGCAGCGCGAGUACUUCCUCUGUGAAAAGACAGAUGGCAUUCGCUGCCUGCUCUAUCUUACCUUCAUCGAUAGAGGCCAUGUGAUAGAACCACUCACCAUUCUCAUCGAUCGCAAGAAUAACUACUACGAAACCGAGGUUCCACUCCGGUUCCCUUAUCAUGCAAGUAUCCAGAACCCUGAACAGUUCCUUUACGGGACUGUCCUGGAUGGAGAGCUUGUCAACGAUAUCACGCCCGAUGGCGGUCGUCAGCUCAUCUUUUACAUCUUCGAUUGUCUCGCCGUCGACAACACCAACAUGACUGCGAAGACGCUCGAUAAGCGAAUCGGACACAUGCAAGAAAGAUGCAUCAAGCCGUGGCAAAAGUACAUGAAAUGGUCGCAAACCGGCCCUCAGCGAAACCCAUUUGUCGUCAAAGAAAAGCAAUUCCAACCAGCCUACCAUUUAUCAAACCUCUUCGACAACGUUUUGCCCAAUCUCAAACACGGCAACGACGGUCUGAUCUUCACAUGUAAAUCCUCUCGAUACGUUUUCGGCACAGAUCAAGGCAUCCUCAAAUGGAAACCUCCCCAUGAAAACACGAUUGACUUUCGUCUCCGUUUAGGUGACUUCCCGCUCUUUGAUCCAGAAGACGGCGAGGAAGGCCUCAUCCCAGACUACGAUGCGAUGCCAGAGAGCUUUCACUUGCUCGUAAACCAUGGCAGCCGCGACUACCGUCACUUCGCCAACCUCACAGUGACGCCUGAGGAAUGGACCAUGUUCAAGUCACUGGAGCAGCGCCUAGAUGGUCGCAUCAUCGAAUGCUACCGCACUGUCGAGGGUCAAUGGCGCUUCAAAAAGGAAGACGACGGCACACCGCGCUGGCGCGACGACAAAACCGAUGCCAACCACAUCUCCACGGUCAACAGCGUGCUUGAAAGCAUAGAGCAGCCUGUUACCGAGGACGAUCUGCGUCGAGCAGAAUCAAAAGUCAAAGAAGCAGUGUAUCGCUUGCGCAAGGAGGAAGCCGCGCAUUUUCAGCACGAGCAACAAGAACACGCCAAAAAGCGAAAGAUUGGUGAAGUCCAUAAUUGA